Symbiodinium sp. CCMP2456 is the source of this 1212-nucleotide messenger RNA. The record is from the annotation of a GenBank genome assembly. NCBI's taxonomy places the organism in Eukaryota, Dinophyceae, Suessiales, Symbiodiniaceae.
AUGAUGUACGCAGAUUGGAACGAUUGCAUGCAAGGAGACAUCGAUCGAGAUCUUGCGUCUGCAAAGCUGGAUUACCACUCUGCGCUUACCGAUUUUGUCAUGGACCUCACGGAGGAAACGAUGGGUGCUGUUUGCACCGUCAUUCCCGAUGUCAUGAUUGCUCCUUUUGGCGCCGGUAUUUCCUUAAACCCCUCGGAGAUCUGCGACGGCAUUGCCGAACUCCUGGGUGCCGUCAAGAACUUCGCAGGUCCAGUCAGCGGCUUCGCCUUUGCGAAAACCGGUUGGGACAUCGAGCAGGAGGGCUAUGCAGCGUGCAACCCCAUGCAGAUCGGCUUUGCCCGCGCCUUCUGCGACAUCCACUGCGUGAGGGAUGCAGUGAUCCGUGGCGACCGGUCCAUUAUCCGCAACUUAGAGACGGCUACCAAGAAGACCAACAACAACAUGAAGGCCUUGGUUAAGUGGUCCGUGGAUUCCGCCCGGGCGGAGACUGGCUGGCUGGGUGACAAGCUAGACUACAUGCACGUCAUCAACACCGCGUACCUGAAGGAGAUCCACACCAUGCUGACGCAGUCAGCGUCGGAGGACGAGAGUGGGCUGUUGCAGGCCACACAGGCUUCGACCGAUGCCAUGUUUGCUGAGCUGUCUGGCUUUGCGCAGGGCGCCUCCUUCGACGAACUCUCCCGGCUAACGGCCAAGGAAGCCAUCGACUCGUUCCUGCAGGUGCCGGACCUCCCGUCGGCUCCGAAUACCACAGCUGCCCAGGUGCUCCUGGAACGCUUGGACGCCAUGCACCAGACGCUUGGACGCCUGGGCGAGAACCACGGCCGCGGCAAGAGCGAGAUGCUGGCCCGGCAGAUGGCGCGGACGCUGCGGCAAUUGCAGCGCCAAGCGAGCUUCCAACUCCGGACCUUGGGCGUCUACCGACAGGAGAGCAAUGCCAGCAGCCUUAUCGCGAAGUCCGGAGCGUCUUCUCGGGAGCGCCACGAGGUGCUGGUGUCCCUGGACCACAUCUGGUGGCAGUUGAGGGCCAAGCUGGAUGCCUACCUGGAUGUCGCAGAGGAGGAGGUGGAGGCCUUUCAGAGCUCCCUCCUGGAGAUGCGAAGUUACAUGGACUGCCAGAAGGGCUUCCGCGGGCUUGCCUCGAGCUACACGGCCAACAUGGCCACGCUCCGGCGGAGUCACCGGCACCUCCGCAGUGCCUGGCGCCAGGGU